UCUCAGCAACACUCCGUGGCGUUGCGUAGCAGCCGGCGGUCCUUCAUGUUGUGAGAAGAAGCUGGAAGUUAACAGUUAAAGCGGAAUCACAGAAGAUGAAGGUUUUCCUGCGAGCGCUGCUCUUCUUCCUCCUGUCGUAUUUCAUGGAGGCGAAGCAGAAAGACUUUUACAUUAAGGUGGUGAACAGCAGAGGCAGAUUAGUUUCUCUGGAGAAAUACCGCGGCUCGGUCUCCUUGGUGGUAAACGUAGCGAGUGAGUGUGGCUUCACCCAGGAGCACUAUACGGACCUGCAGCAGCUGCAGCGGGACUUUGGACCGUACCAUUUCAACGUGCUGGGGUUCCCGUGUAAUCAGUUUGGCCAGCAGGAGCCCGGCAGCGAUAAAGAGAUCGACAGCUUUGUGAGGCGCGUUUACGGAGUCUCGUUUCCGCUCUUCAGCAAAAUCGCUGUGGUGGGGACCGGGGCCAACAACGCCUUUAAAUACCUCACAGAGGUGACUGGGAAGGAGCCUGACUGGAAUUUCUGGAAGUAUCUGAUUGAUGUUGAUGGUAAAGUCGUCGGCUCGUGGGGUCCUCAAGUGUCCGUGAAGGAAAUUCGGCCAAAGAUUGCAGAGAUGGUGCGCAAACUCAUCAUCAAACGCAAGGAGGAGCUGUAGAGACACACACACGCACACACAGACAGACACAGACACACACACAGACACACACGCGCACACACACACACGCGCACACACACACACACACACACACACGUCCAUCCACAUAAAUUUCUUCAACAGAAUGUAAAAUGUGAUACUAAAUCAGCACUACUAUGAAAACCACUCUCACUCACACACACACACACACACACACUCACACUCACAGACACACACACACGCUCACUCACACACACACUCACACACACUCACACAAAUUACCCAGAAGCAAAAAGGAACAUAUACCGUAUUUUCCGGAUUAUAAGACACAUCGUUCGCUCUUUAUAAAUAAUACCUUUUAACAGAUAUUAUGAUUUAGUGCACAGAGCUGCUGAGUGCUGCAUUCUGAUUGGUCAGAAGGAGUUGAUUAGUUUUCUAGAACAGCAGCUCUGACAGUAGUGCAGCUGCAAAUCACAGGUGUCUAUUAAUGCACUGGUUCUGAUACGUUUAUGAUAAUAAAUUGCAGUGCUGAAAAAUAGCAACACUAACAGGAGAAAAACUAAACUAGCCUGCACCAGUAGGGGGCGCUGUUGAAAAUUCUUGCUACAUGAAUCCGAUCUGUACAACAAAACCGUUAAUAUACAAUAUUUUAUUGUUUUUAAUGUAAAUUAUAGUCUGGAAAAUUUGUUUCAGGAAAGACACUCCCCUAAACCACUAGCCCCGCCCUUUACCCUGACAUCAACCAUUCAGAGCUUCACACACACACACACACACACACACACACCAGCCGCUGUCACACAGAAGAACGUCUAGCAUCCAUGAGGUGGACUGUGGACAUGACACGACACGCUACGCCGUGUUUUUGUAGCGUUGUUGCUACUUUAGCUCUUCCUGAUUGGAGCUUUCACGUUUCAGGAAGUAGGAGGAGCUCGUUUUGCUAAUCUGUAGGUGUUUGAGAUAAUCUGAGACAUGUAUGUAAUGUGGGCGGGGUUUUAGAUAAUAAAGAGAGGUGGGGGGAGGGGUCAGUUGUUAAAGGAACAUUUCAGCGAAAAAAAAAUGAAAAUGUAGCCGAUUAGCCGAGACACGUUUGCUAAUUUAGUUUAGCGCUGUAGCUAUGAUGCUAAUGUAGCUAACUAGACUUGCUGAUGUAUAAUGAUGAACAAAACACUGUGUAGUCAAAUGCUGACUCUUGUAUCUUGUAUAAAGUGGCGGCCAUCUUGGAAAACCGAGAUCACUUUUUCCAUGGUGCAGUUUGGAAAGACUCCGCCUUCAAUAUUAGGCCCCGCCUCCAGGUUUAAAGUUGAUGUUUAAAGCCUGAUAGAAAUGUUGAUUAAGUCUACUUUUGAUUUCAUUUUUCUAAGUAAAGAUGGCAAUUUUACUCAUCAGAUUAUAGAUGGUUGAAGUGUGGAUGAAAACAAAAAUAAAAUAAAACUAAAUAAAAUAAAAAAAAGAAGCAAAUAUCAGAUAAUAAACAUGUCUCGGCUGAUUAAUUACAUUUGGGUGCAUUUUCUAUUGUUGGCUUUAUGUAUAAAACCAGUCGAACGUUUGCACUCGAUAGUCUGAAUAAAUACUUUUCACUUUUUAAAGACAUUGUGAUAAAAGCUUAUGGUUGAAAUUUGUUUCUAAGACAAAUAAAUAAAUAAAAAUUAAUAAAUAAAUCAGUGCCCAUGUAUACAUUUAUUU
Messenger RNA from Pangasianodon hypophthalmus (striped catfish), 2315 nucleotides. It is a transcript of the gene gpx7, whose product is annotated as glutathione peroxidase 7. Gene Ontology annotation, biological process: response to oxidative stress. NCBI's taxonomy places the organism in Eukaryota, Metazoa, Chordata, Actinopteri, Siluriformes, Pangasiidae. The record is from RefSeq and is a predicted model, not a curated record. Gene Ontology annotation, molecular function: glutathione peroxidase activity.